Anolis sagrei ordinatus is the source of this 1539-nucleotide messenger RNA. The record is from RefSeq and is a predicted model, not a curated record. NCBI's taxonomy places the organism in Eukaryota, Metazoa, Chordata, Lepidosauria, Squamata, Anolidae.
GCUAAAGUUGAGAUAGGAAAGAAUGUGUGAACAGAAACAAUAUAAAAAUGCUGCUCAGAUGAUAAAGCAAUUCAGUUCCAUCUUUUACUUCAAUGGCAGACUGGACAAUAUUCUAAAGGAAGGAACCUUCUGGCCAACUGCAUUUCAUAGCAGCCAGGGCAAAGAAAACAACAACAGGUCUGUUGGAGUUGUGUGCACCCUACUUUUGCUGGGGCUGUUACAAGAGCUGGAAGCCAUGCCCGUUAAUGCCCACUUGCCCUCCUUCCUCCUGGCACUUCUACUCUGUGCCUAUGUCUGCCAUUCUCCUGCAUCAGCUGCCACGCUCCACUUCAAGGAAGGGGAAAGUUGCUACAAACCAAUGCCACACAGGAUUCAAGGAGUUAGAACUUACCCUCGUCCGCAUGAAUACCUAAAGAUGUCCGACAUCCCCAAGAGGUGGGACUGGCGAAAUGUGAACGGCGUCAAUUAUGCAAGCCCUACUCGCAACCAGGGCGUCCCACAGUUCUGUGGAUCUUGCUGGGCUCAUGGCAGCACCAGCGCCCUGGCCGACCGCAUCAAUAUCAAGAGAAAAGGGGCCUGGCCUUCUACUUUUCUCUCAGUUCAGCAUGUUGUGGAUUGUUCUGGUGGUGGGAGUUGCAAUGGUGGAAAUGACAUGUUUGUGUGGUCAUAUGCCAACAGCCAUGGCAUCCCGGAUGAGACAUGCAGCAAUUAUGUAGCUAAGGAUCAAGAUUGUAAACAGUUUACAGCAUGUGGAACAUGUGUUAUUUUCGACAAAUGUUAUGUGGUAAAGAACUACACCCUCUGGAAAGUGGGAGAUUAUGGAUCUAUCAGUGGGAGAGAGGAUAUGAUGAAAGAAAUCUACAAAAAUGGACCAAUCAGCUGUACAAUUAUGCAGACUCCAAAGCUAGAUGAUUACAAAGGAGGCAUUUUUACUGAAUACAGAGAGUCAACAAGGGCAAAUCACAUUGUCAGCGUUUCUGGCUGGGGAGUAGAAGAUGGAAUCGAAUACUGGAUUGUCCGCAACUCUUGGGGCGAGCCCUGGGGGGAACGUGGCUGGUUUAGAAUCGUGACGAGUGCAUAUAAAAAUGGAAAAGGCAAUGACUUCAACUUGGGUGUGGAAGAACGCUGCACUUAUGGAGACCCUAUCAUACCUUGAACCUGCAUUUGAGCUGUCUUUGCAGGCAUGUCUUCUGAAAGAAAUCCCACAGAAUAGUUUUUUUUCUUUCCUUAAAAAAAGUAAAGUUAGUUUUUUCAGCUGUGCAAAAUAGCAAUACUAUAAUAGCCUAGAGACAUAUGUUUGUUUAGUUACCUUUUCUAUUCAAACCUGCACAUAACAUUCACCCAAAGGAGUGGGAAGGGGCAGAGUGGGAGGGAGACUGCAUCCUGUCUCCCACUGUUUACAUUCAGUUAUGUCUCAUUUUUGGGCAGAGUUUGAGAGCUUAAGAAUGAAAGAGAGGUGAAGUACAUCAUUAUUUACUAAGUUACCCCUUCCCUAAUCUUUUUCCUACAUGUUUCCAAAUAUAGCUCUUUUGCAUUUCA